CUCUGUCGCUGUUUAUCCUUAUCGGCAGUUUCACCCAGUUUCUCCCAACUCCCAAGCAGUUCUAGAAGCAUUUGGCAGGUCGUGUUGGUCGAGUUCGGAGUCGGGUUGUCCAACCACCAUGCUCAUUACCGCCACCCUCUCAGUCUCAGCCGGAGCUCCACUUAUCACCGGAUUCCAAGCCAAGAAAUACACGAACCACAGGAAUUUUACAGUCUUGGCUAGUGAAUUUCCAUCAUUUCUUCCUAAAGAAGUUGAGAACAUUAAGGACUCAUUUGCCAGAACACUGUCCUCAAGGAUUGAGAGGCUGCCUGUGCAUGUAAGUUUUUCAAAAAAUUGUAUCAUGAGUAGUUGUGUAAAGCCAAAGACAAGUGACAAUACUGAUCCAUUGGUUCUUCUCCACGGCUUCGACAGCUCCUGUUUAGAAUGGAGAUAUAUGUUCCCAUUGCUUGAGGAGGCUGGGUUGGAGACCUGGGCAGUAGAUAUUCUAGGGUGGGGCUUCUCUGAUUUAGAGAAGGUUCGCUCAUUCAAUGUAACUUCAAAACGUGAGCAUCUUUAUCAGUUUUGGAAAUCCUACAUCAAGAGGCCGAUGACAUUAGUUGGCCCAAGUCUUGGAGCUGCUGUUGCAAUUGAUUUUGUAGUGAACUAUCCAGAAGCUGUUGAUAAGCUGGUUUUCAUUGAUGCAAGCGUCUAUGGAGAAGGUACAGGGAACCUUACAAAGCUACCCAAAGCAGUCGCAUAUACAGGGGCGUAUGUAUUAAAGAGUAUCCUGUUGCGCCUAUAUGCAACUUCAUUGGCUUUUAAUAGCAUACCAUUUAGUACCAGCCUUGACUGGACAAAUAUUGGUCGCCUACAUUGUCUAUUACCAUGGUGGGAGGAUGCAACUGUUGAUUUUAUGAUUAGUGGAGGCUACAACGUCAGUGGUGAUAUUAAACACGUAAAGCAGAAAACGCUUAUAAUUUGGGGUCAAAAUGAUCAAAUUAUUGAUAGCAAGCUAGGUGUGAGACUGCAUUGUGAACUACCAAAUGCAAUUAUACGUGAAAUACCCGACUGUGGUCACAUCCCCCAUGUUGAGAAGCCGGCAGAAGUUUUGAAGUUGGUUAAGGAGUUCAUUCAAGCUGAAAGCGGGGUGGCCAUAAAGAAUUCCAUCCUCUCUUAACGUUUUCGUCUCUCUUUGGAUAAUAUGCAGAUGCUUGAUGGAUCAGAGUUGGAGGCUGAGACUGCUGAUAGAGUCUAUGUCGCUGGAUCAAGAAUUUUAUUUUCUUUCAAUAUUUAGCAUUUAGUUUAAAAUUUAUUUCCAAUCAAAAUUUUAUUUUCAAAAUUGAUGAAUUUAUAUUUCAUUAGUGGUUUGAAUUUACUUGAUAUAUUAUGAGACAAUAAAAUAACUUGUUUUAUUC
This is a messenger RNA of Olea europaea var. sylvestris, 1394 nucleotides long. RefSeq lists its product as uncharacterized. The record is from RefSeq and is a predicted model, not a curated record. Lineage: Eukaryota; Viridiplantae; Streptophyta; Magnoliopsida; Lamiales; Oleaceae. The transcript is spliced from 11 exons. The coding region runs from base 119 to 1156 and encodes 345 amino acids. Gene Ontology annotation, molecular function: catalytic activity.